Molecule: messenger RNA, 2293 nt
Organism: Ornithodoros turicata
Lineage: Eukaryota; Metazoa; Arthropoda; Arachnida; Ixodida; Argasidae
Product: dymeclin-like
Exons: 16
Coding region: 213-2183 (656 amino acids)
Biological process (GO): Golgi organization
Cellular component (GO): Golgi apparatus
Source: RefSeq, a predicted model, not a curated record
GUCUCUCAAACAUAUUUCGGCCGCAAGCUUUGAUAGAUUCGUGACCGCAGGCAUGUUUCCAGUUUGCAGGGACAGGGACCACCCAUCAUUUUUUAUUAUUUUUUAUGCGCAUUAGAUUAAAUAAACAAGCAAUCGAGUUCGGUCGUAUUCCAUGCGCAGUUCAUGACAUAAUUAGCUUGAAACAAACCGAGGACAAGUAAGAUGGUUCAGCGAUGGGAACAACGACCAGUACUCUCCAUGACCUAACUAAAAAUGAGCACUUGCAGCGCUUGGUGGGCAAGGAUUCUAUUACUCCAAAUGACCCGUACUGGAAUCAGUUGCUGUCAUUCACCAUUAAGCCACCAAGGACCAAGGGCGACUGCGAGUACCUUGAUGAAAGUGUCAAACCGCUGCUUCAUAACCUGCUGACCAACAAUGCAGCCUCGGGUAACUUUGGAGCUCUAGUUCAUGUGUUUUUGACACGAGCCCAAGAACUCAAGGCAUCAGCUCAGUGUGAAAACAGCAUCUUCAUUUGGCAGACAUAUAAUGCACUUUUCAUCAUAAAGUGUAUUGCCAAGUACUUCAUAGUAACCAUUACGGAAGAUAAUGUCGUAAAGCAGUUUCAUGCCUCCAGUGAAGAUGGAAAGCAUGAUGACUUGUUGGAACAGUUUAUUAAUGCGCUGGUUGAGAUUGUGGUCGAUGUGCCCCUUCUGGACUUCACAUAUCCACUUCAUGUUGAGGCCAUCACAUGCUUAGUGGUCCUCCUUUCAGUUCAGAUGUUCUCUUCUCACCCAGCUGCCAAAUCUCGCUUUUACAAGUCCAUCAUGAAAGGCAAAUGUUCUAUUCAUGCUUUGCUUUUAACAAAGAGUCUGCUACAAAACUAUAUCAGGCAAGACAAAUGCCCAGACAGUUAUCACAGUUCAAGUGGAGGAAGCAUCAUCAUUGGCCUUGCGUCUGGCUUGUGGAAUGUACUUACAUUGGGCUAUGGAAAGGGUGAUGGUGACCAGGGAAACCCCAUGCAGGAUGCUGUUCUAGCCCAUCACAGUCUUCUCCUCUUACUAGUCCUGUCCAACCACUGUACAAGUGACAAAGGACUUUGCAAUCCAUACCAAAAGGCACUCUUCACUUUUGUUAAUUCCCAGGAUUCUGGGAGUAGCGUCGAGGCUGUUCCAUCUUUCAAGCUCGACUACAGCAAGUUGUACGACACACUUUGCACGACACUGAACAAUGACGAGACAACAUUGCUGUUGUACCUGCUUCUUCAUAGGAACACUCAGUUCAGGACAUACGUCCUGUCGAGAUCUAAUAUUGAAGCACUUCUGAUUCCCAUUCUGAAGGUCUUGUAUGAUGCCCCCCAAAAAACAUCUCACCACAUCUACAUGUCUUUAAUUAUCCUGCUAAUUUUAAGUGAAGAUGACCUGUUCAACGGAGGUGUUCAUGACAUCACAUUGAAAAAUGUAGCUUGGUACACCGAAAGGUCACUGUUGGAAAUAUCUCUAGGUGGUCUACUCAUCCUGGUGGUCAUCCGCACUAUACACUUCAACAUGACAAGGACGCGGGAUAAGUACCUUCACACAAACUGCCUGGCUGCAUUAGCAAACAUGUCUAGCCACUUUAAAAGCCUCCAUCCGUACGUGUGUCAAAGAUUUGUCAGCUUGUUUGAGACCCUGUCCAAGAGGCUCUCUAGAGUCAUGGAUCAAAUACGAAACAACCCAGAGCUAAAACCAAGCGAAGAUGAGGACUUCUCCACAGAUUUACUACAAGACCUGUCCAUACUUGAAGAGGUUCUACGUAUGAUUCUUGAAAUCAUUAAUUCGUGCCUCUCAACACAACUGCAGAGCAAUCCCAAUCUGCUCUAUUCUCUUCUGUACAAGAGACAAGUAUUUGAACCCUUCCGAAUGCAUCCCAAUUUUCAGGAUGUGGUGCACAACCUUGACACGGUUCUUUCUUAUUUUUCAUCUCGACUGGAAGCUACAGACAAGAGCUUGUCUGUUUCUGAAGUCAUGGAAAUUAUCAAAGAAGCAGCUCUCCACUGGCCUACUGACAGGCUAAAGAAAUUUCCAGACCUCAAGUUUAGAUACGUUGAAGAGUCGCAGCCUGAGGAUUUUUUCAUACCAUACGUUUGGACUGUUGUGUACAAAUCAUCGGGCAUUCCUUGGAGCCAGCAGAAUUUAAUCCUCUUCAACCCAAACAAAGACCUCUGAGGUGUCUACUUAGUAGCCUCGCAGGGCAAUCUAGUAACUGAUGUUGUGGAACUGCAUGAGUAUGGCAGUUAUGGUUCUGUGCUUGCAUGAAACAUGGUUUCAAAGCUUCA